CAACAUGGGGUUCGAACUCACAACCUUGAGAUCAAGAGUUGUUUGCUCCACCGCCUGAGUCACCUGGGUGCCCCUAAAGUACCAAUUCUGAAAAGCACGUUUCCCGAAGCUGGACCCUGGUAGGCACUCGACAUUACAGCUAAUGUGACUAUUAUUAUCCAGGUCAGAGAAAGUGUAAGUGUACAUCAAAGUCAGCCUAGAAAGCACACCCCCUGUUUUUCCUUGCUUGGGGGGAGGGGGGUAGUGGGAGAGACGCUGAUACACUAUUUCAGUAACAAAGAUCACGAUGAUCAAGGCUAACAUCAUGCUUUCUGUGGUAAGAGCUUGACGGAUAAUUCUUCACUCAGUCCUCAGCACAGCCUGAUGAGUUAGAUGCUAUCAUUGGUCUCAUUUUACAGAUGAGUAAACUGAGACUCAGAAAGGGAAAGUCUCUUGCCUAGAGGUGCUUGGCUAGCAGAAUCCUUUAUCGGUCUUCAUGUGCCUCUUGCCAUGUGUAAUGAGCUUCUGUCUAGUUUUGGCAUCACCUGGCUAGGAGUCAUUGCCUUCUUCUCCAACAGGAGAAACAGAGGGCUGACAAAGACUCUGUGCUCAACAGUUACACUCAAAGGUUCUGUCCUGGAAGCAGGCAGUCGGGGCGAGUUUGCUGCAGGCUCUGACAAUACUCUGCAGGACCAAGAGGCUGGGGCAAGGCAGAGUGCAGGGGCCGGAGGCGUCCUUCACUGGGGUGGGGGCUUGGGAGGGGACCAUGAAUUAGUGUUCACUGCUCUGCCUGUGUUUAUCCUUUCAAUUGUAAUCAAUAGCAAAUGUGACAAAAUCUAUUCCUGGUGCCACCCAACACUGCUUUCAAAAAUGUGUUUGGACUUGGAUACGUUGUUAUUUUUUCCCAAAAGGCUUUCUUUCCAAAUUAGAUGGUCUUGGCUCUGAAGGUGAUAGCGGACCCAAUCCCAAGUGCACAAGCCAAGAAAGAAUUGCAGCAUCCUCAGAGGAGCCCCUGGUCAGAGCAGAUGGUUGGACAGGGAGGUGAAAGAAAAGAGAGUGGGGCCCCCACUUGGGAGUGGGGUUCUCACAGCGAUGUGACAUGGAGAAGGAAUCUGUGAGGCUUUAAGGGUUCCCGGGGUGAAUGGGAUGGGGACAGGAGGUGGAGGAAACCAUCUCUGUCAUCUUCAUGAGCAGUUUUCCUUUGAGAUGUGAAGGGGUGGGGGGCGCGGAGGGCUGCCCUAGGCAGCUGGAGUGUGGAGAGCUUUCUGGCAAGGCAGCUGAAAGAACCAGGGCAAAGGUGAGAGAAAUCCAAAGGGCAAACCACUGUCCUUUGUGUGGGCCUCAAUUUCCUCAUCGGUGAAAUGGAAAGAUUGGCUAGAAAACACCAUAUGUCCCUUACCAAUAUGGAACUCUACCAGUCCAGAAAAUGACUGGUGAUCCAAGAGCUGACCUGGGAAUUAAUUAUUCAAGUUAUCAAAAGCAUCCAGCACUCUCAGGACUCCACCCUAGAAUUGAGCAAUCUAAUCCACCACUCAACUUCCUCCACUGUGCUCUCUCCACGGCCGCCUUGUCAGUCAGGCACAUCGGUCCUCCUGGACGCAUCCCACAGGUGAAGUCCCAGACUCCUGGUCAAGAUUUAAGUUUGCCUCAAAUAUGGAAAUAGACUGGGAAAACAUCAGCUUGGAAGAUCUCUUCGAUGAUGCGGAAAACUAUAGUUACAUCACUGACAUGCCCGAUAUUCUAUCAGACUCUGCCCCAUGUAGGCCAGAAUCUCUGGAAAUCAACCAAUAUGCCAUAGUGGUCAUCUAUGCCCUGGUUUUCAUGCUGAGCCUGCUGGGAAACUCCUUAGUGAUACUGGUUGUCUUAUACAGUCGGGUCAGCCGCUCUGUCACUGAUGUCUACCUGCUGAACCUGGCUGUAGCCGACUUGCUUUUCGCCCUGACCUUGCCAAUCUGGGCUGCCUCCAAGGCAAAGGGCUGGAUCUUUGGCACAUCCCUGUGCAAGAUGGUCUCACUCCUGAAGGAAAUCAACUUCUACAGCAGCAUUCUGCUGCUAGCCUGCAUCAGCGUGGACCGCUAUCUGGCCAUUGUCCAUGCCACACGCACCCUGACCCAGAAGCGACACUGGGUCAAGUUCAUAUGCUUAGGCAUCUGGGCCCUAUCCCUGAUCCUGUCCCUGCCCAUCUUCAUCUUCCGCAGGGCCGUCAAUCCCCCCUAUUCCAGCCCAGUCUGCUAUGAAGACAUGGGUGCCAAUACAACAAAAUGGCGGAUGGUGAUGAGAGUCCUUCCCCAGACUUUUGGCUUCCUUCUGCCCUUGAUGGUCAUGCUGUUUUGCUAUGGACUCACCCUGCGCACACUGUUUGAGGCCCACAUGGGGCAGAAACACCGGGCCAUGAGGGUCAUCUUUGCUGUUGUGCUCGUCUUCCUGCUCUGCUGGCUCCCCUACAACCUGGUCCUGGUCGCAGACACCCUCAUGAGUUCAACGUAUGGAUGGCCCGCUGAAGAUGCCAAUGGCUGCAUCGUGAAGGUCGAAGCACACCUGGCUCAGGAGCAGGAAGUGCUCCAGAGUCAGCGGCCGCCCCACGCUAACACGGGGAGCCAGCAAACAAGGGACAGCAUAGAAUAG
Molecule: messenger RNA, 2604 nt
Organism: Suricata suricatta (meerkat)
Lineage: Eukaryota; Metazoa; Chordata; Mammalia; Carnivora; Herpestidae
Product: C-X-C chemokine receptor type 2-like
Exons: 3
Coding region: 1633-2604 (323 amino acids)
Biological process (GO): immune response; neutrophil chemotaxis; G protein-coupled receptor signaling pathway
Cellular component (GO): membrane
Molecular function (GO): C-X-C chemokine receptor activity; interleukin-8 binding
Source: RefSeq, a predicted model, not a curated record